This is a messenger RNA of Dromiciops gliroides (monito del monte), 1898 nucleotides long. It is a transcript of the gene HDHD5, whose product is annotated as haloacid dehalogenase like hydrolase domain containing 5. Gene Ontology annotation, cellular component: mitochondrion. The transcript is spliced from 8 exons. NCBI's taxonomy places the organism in Eukaryota, Metazoa, Chordata, Mammalia, Microbiotheria, Microbiotheriidae. The record is from RefSeq and is a predicted model, not a curated record. The coding region runs from base 92 to 1342 and encodes 416 amino acids. Gene Ontology annotation, biological process: glycerophospholipid biosynthetic process.
UGAGCGGAGGGAAGGGGGGGAAGGGCCGGUGGAAGGUGAGCGCGGGCCAGUUAGUGGCACGUGCUGGCGGCAGUGGUUGCGGCAGGGCUGGAUGGGUUUGCAAGGCUGCUUCACGGCGGUCAGAGCCGCUUCAGGUCGCUGGCUUCGGCAGCGUCCACUCUGCAGGGCAUGGGGGCUGCAGGGCAGCCCCGGGAGGAGCUACGCCGGCGGCCUCCCCCAGAGCCCUCCAACCUUUGGGUUCCUCUUUGACAUUGACGGGGUGCUUGUUCGUGGUCACAGAGUGAUCCCUGCUGCCUUGGAAGCUGCCCGAAAGCUGGUUGACUCGAAUGGGCAACUCCGAAUGCCAGUUGUCUUUGUCACUAAUGCCGGAAAUUGUGCACCACAUGUGAAAGCUCAGGAACUGUCUCACUUCCUGGGUCUACAGGUUGAUCCAGAACAAGUAAUACUUUCCAGUAGCCCCUUGAAGUUCUUCUCGAAGUUCCAUAAAAAACGAAUGCUGGUAUCGGGGCAGGGGCCUGUGGUGGACCAUGCCCGGAACUUGGGUUUCCACAACGUGGUUACCAUUGAUGAGUUGAGACAAGCAUUUCCUAUACUUGAUAUGGUUGAUCUUGAACGACGGCCAAAGGCUAUGCCUCCCUUGACAACUGACUUCCCCCCUAUAGAAGGGGUACUCCUCCUUGGAGAGCCAGUCCGCUGGGAGACAAGUCUCCAACUUAUCAUAGAUGUCCUUCUCAGCAAUGGGAACCCUGGUACAGGACUGGCAGUAGCUCCCUACCCUCAUCUUCCUGUCCUGACCAGCAAUAUGGAUCUCCUUUGGAUGGCCGAAGCCAAGAUGCCCAGGUUUGGCCACGGCACCUUUCUUCUCUGUCUGGAGAGUGUCUAUCGAAAGAUAACAGGCAAGGAAUUGAAAUAUGAAGUCCUGGUGGGCAAACCCACCAUCACUACCUACCAAUAUGCAGAGUCUCUGAUCAGGAAGCAGGCAGAGAGACGGGGCUGGGGUGCCCCCAUCCACAGACUCUACGCUAUUGGUGACAAUCCAGUGACUGAUGUAUAUGGUGCCAAUCUGUACAACUGCUACCUGAAGAAGAAUGGGAAGGGUGAAGUACAGGAAUGCUAUGAAGUGAUCGAGGAAAAGCAGGGACCACCAAUGGCAGAGAGAUGCUUGUCCGUCCUAGUACGUAGUGGAGUAUAUGAUCCUUCCCUGAGACAAACAGAGACCACAUUCCAUGGGCACCGGGACUUCAUCUUUGACCCCAGCCUGUUAGAAGCCUCAUAUGUGGUGGCUGAUGUACAUGAGGCAGUACAGCUGGUUUUCUGCAAGGAGGGCUGGGACCAAGUAUAGGAGCAAUGGCAGGUGGGAAGGAUAAGAGGUGUGUGUGGCUAAGGGGAGGGAAGAAAUAUGUUGAAGGAUUGGUGAAUACUGAUUGCUGGGGAGCCCGUGCAGAAUAACUAGCAUGCCAUAGGGAAUUCUCAGGGUCCACUUACCCAAACCCCUUCCAAUCUGACCCCACAGAAAGAAUGAUGAUAGUGACCACAGAGAGACUUUGCUUAUAGUCUUCUCAGGUAAAGGCCAUAGGAAGUAGGAUGGGCAGCACCCAGGGUGGGAAAGUCAGGAUCUCUGGCUCUGGUAUGAAGUCAUGACUGAUCCCUUCACCUCUGUGCCUCAUUUUCAUCACAAGUUAACUGGGACUAACUCUCUCUACCAUAGAAGGAAGUGAAGAGAAAAGUGAUGGUUUGUAAAUGACUUUUGCCCUUAUUGACGGAUUCUGCUGCAUAUGUCUAAUGUGUAACUAACAUAAUGUAGUGUAUUUUGAAUGGUGUCCAGAAGAACCUUGCACUGAUUUUUAAAAAUUAAUAAUACUGAAAUGAAAAUAAAUUUCCAUUAUACUAUCUAGUAA